Molecule: messenger RNA, 3936 nt
Organism: Pleurotus ostreatus (oyster mushroom)
Lineage: Eukaryota; Fungi; Basidiomycota; Agaricomycetes; Agaricales; Pleurotaceae
Product: Transcriptional regulatory protein sin3
Exons: 10
Coding region: 1-3936 (1311 amino acids)
Biological process (GO): negative regulation of transcription by RNA polymerase II
Cellular component (GO): Sin3-type complex; chromatin
Molecular function (GO): transcription corepressor activity
Source: RefSeq, a predicted model, not a curated record
AUGGACACCUCGGAGCCUAUACCGGCGUCUCUGCCCCCAUCACCGUCCUCUUCUCAGCUACACCACCUCCGUGAGGACAAGAUCCCCCAAUCAAGCUUUCUUCCUUUCGAACCAUCAUCUCUACAACCGGAAUCUGCCACUCGCGCUAGAUCGCAGGAGCUUCGAGACACUGUUGUAGCCACGCUAAGCGGCGCGUCGCUGGGAUUGACCUCUCUUGCCUUCGACGCCUCUGACAGUGGCACGCAGAUAAUACCUACUCUGAACCCUUCACGACCCGGGUCACCCACGAUGAGGGCACCGAAAUCAAGGACACCGCGACCCAAUACCCUGGACGGAAUGAGAACACCCUCCGGAGUGCAGCCUUCCCCGGAACCUGUCCGACCACUUGAUGUCACCGACGCGCUGAGCUAUCUGGAUGCUGUAAAGGUGCAAUUUCAAGAGAAACCGGAUGUGUACAAUCGCUUCUUGGACAUUAUGAAAGAUUUCAAAUCUCAGGUCAUUGAUACACCAGGUGUAAUUGAACGAGUCUCUAUGCUCUUCCAUGGGAACCCCGAACUUAUUCAAGGCUUCAAUACAUUCCUGCCCGUCGGGUACCGUAUCGACGUUUCUGCGGACCCUAUGGACCCAAAUUUGAUCACUGUUACGACACCGUCUGGGACCACAACACAAAGUACCACAUCCUUCGCGCAGAUCCCCUCGGGGUCUCAUGGGAUCGGGUCACUUGUCCAUCCUUCCAUGCCUUUUCCCGGGCAACCAUUGGGUGCACCCGGUUCUCGAUCCAUGACGCCACAGCAAUACCAUGUUGUUCAAGGUCAAUCCCCUGUAGACCCAAGUUACUCAACUGGGACCACCGCUGCUGCGUCGUUCUUAGGGAAUCUGAACGGGAAAGGUGGAGGCGAUGUUGAGCGCCGCCAGGGUGCGGCUGUGUCGGGCGAGUUUCACCACGCCAUUGAAUACCUCAACAAGAUCAAAGCCCGCUUUUCUGAUGACGCGAAUACCUAUAAACAGUUCCUGGACAUAUUGCAAUCCUAUCAGAAGGAGCAGCGCAAAAUUGAAGAGUCACAAGUCUAUGUUCAGGUGCAGAUGCUCUUUAAAGACGCCCCAGACCUCCUGGCCGAGUUCAAAGACUUUCUUCCCGAGGUCGGUGCUGGCGGAGCCCUGGGUUCGAACGCUAUUGGCUUAAUGCCUGCCCCGGGGCACCCUGACUCUCCGUGGGCCCAGCCAAGCGUGGCGGACAAGUCGAAGAAACGCGUCCCUGUUGUUCCGCCUAAACGAAGAAGACGACCCGCGGAGAAAGAGCCUACACCUGUUCCUGUCCCACCGCCCCCUAAGCCCGCUCAGAGUCGCUCGAAGAAGCCAAAACACAAUCACAAAGACCCCGAUUCCCCUGUGUUCUCACCUUAUGCGGGGCCUGCUUCCCCUCAGCUCGUGUCUGCCAUCCCUCCUAUGGGAAUGCCCCCUUCACAGCUUUCGGCUCAGAACAUACAUCCCCACCAUCACGCCAGUUCUCACGUCCUUGGCCAUGGUACUGCUACCUCACCUGACAAGUUACUCUUCUUCGAUCGAGCAAAGAAAGCUCUGGAAAACCGUGAAAUAUAUGAAGAAUUCCUUAAACUUCUCAGCCUAUUCUCAAAGGAUGUUAUUGACUCGAAGACUCUCAUUGAACACGCCCAGGUCUUUCUCGGAGACGGAGAUCUAAUGGUGGAAUUUAAGGAGUUGAUAGGCUGGGAUGCUGAACGCGGGAUCGAGAACGGCCCUCCCGGAAGUAUUCGAACCGGACCCCCUGAAGCUUUGUCCGCAUUGCCUGUCGACGAUGGAGAGGGCCCUAGCUAUCGCCGACUGCCGGACAGUGAGGUGCGAUUGGCAUGUUCCGGACGAGACGAAUUGUGUCGCUCUGUCCUUAACGACGCGUGGGCCUCCCAUCCAACAUGGGCCUCCGAAGAUUCCGGGUUUGUGGCCCACAAAAAGAACACAUUUGAGGAGGCGCUGCACAAGAGCGAGGAAGAGCGCCACGAAUACCAUGUCCAUCUCGAGGCCCUUAAAAGGACGAUCUCGCUCUUUGAGCCCGUGGGGGCCCGCCUCGAGGGCAUGACAGCCGAGGAGCGAUCGACGUUCAAAUUGAAGGCGAACUUUGGUGGCCCAAGCAAGUGUCUUUACCACAGGACCAUAAGGAAGAUAUAUGGACGCGAUGCUGGCGCAGAAGUCAUCCAGGCCCUGCAGGAUUGUCCCAGUGUCUCGGUCCCGGUGGUACUUGCUCGCCUGAAACAAAAGGACGACGAAUGGAGACGUGCUCAGCGAGAAUGGAGUCGCACAUGGCGCGAAGUGGACGCAAAGAAUUUCUACAAAUCUCUCGACCAUCAGGGGAUCAGCUUCAAACAAAACGACAAGAAAGCCAUCACCGCAAAAUACUUCGUCGCCGAUAUCGAAUCCUCGAAGGCUCAACAGAUGGAGGCUCAGAAGAGCGUUGAAGCCCCUGCGUUCACGCGUGGCUCCGUUGGUUACCAAAUCGAAUACGAUUUCCAGGAUAUUUCGGUUUUACACGACUCCCUCAAGAUGGUGUAUUCGUUCCUGGAUCAUUCCCAAGGCACCUACACCCCUCAGGAAAGGCGAGGCGCUGAGAAGUUUCUCAGGUCAUUUGUGCCCCUCCUGUGUAGGUACCCUGCAGCUGAAUUUAACGAAGCAUGCGGGCCGCUGGAUGGUGCUGAUGACGAUAACUCAAGUCAUGAUCUAAGUGGACCCGGGGAACCCCAGCGGAACAAGAAAGCCAAUCCUCCUUCUAACGCGGUAACUGCCGGUGAUUUGAGGAAGAAGCUUCUAAAGAGCGCACAAGAGAAGAUAUCCGGGAGGGAUAGCAAGGGUUCGUCCGCCGUUGGGUCUCGUGCCGCGUCGCCCGCAGCUUCGUCUGUGGCAUCUCGAGCGGAUGAUGAACUCAAAGCUGCGUUGGGCGAUCACGCCGAAGAUGUUUGGAUCCGAGCGUCCACGAGUAGCCCACAAGGCAUUGAUGAACCCCCGACUAUGGAAAGUGGAAGACCCAUUUUUGCAAAUACAACGUUCUAUACGCUGUUACGCUUACUCCAGCUGCUCUAUUCUCGUCUGCUUACCUGCAAGCUAAUUGGAGUACAAUUGGCCGCAGAAAAACAUAGACCGUUACUCGCGAAUCCGGUCGCUGCCGAGCUUGGUUUGGAUGAUCCCAACGGGCCGUCUGCUGUACUCGCGCAGGCGAUGGAAGCCAUGGGCGAACAAGGCGUCGCUGAAGGAUCCAACGUGGUGUACAUGUAUCUGUUGGACGCUUGCGAGAAGGUCUUUGAUGGUGAACUAGACCAGUCAACCUUUGAGGAACACAUGAGGUGGUUUUUCGGGAAUAAGGCCUACCAUGUGUUCACUUUGGACAAGUUGAUAACCGCCUUGGUGAAGCAGGUACAUACCAUCCUAUCGGAUAACAAGUGUCAAGAACUGUGGACACUCCUGCAAUACAUGCAGACUGCUGAUGCCUUGACAAAUCGAGAUAUCGUACGUUAUCGACGCGAAGCCGAACGACAUGUUGGUCAAGAUGAUCAUCUUUACAAGAUCAAAUGGCUUAUUGGUGCCGAUGAUCCCAGUGUCGAUGGGGGUACAUCGAUGGUCCAUCGAUGGCGAGAAUACGUUGACACGUAUGUGAUGCACUAUCCCACCGAGUGGGUGCCCGAAAUGAAGGAGCAAGACCAAAGUAGUGCUGUGUUUCUGCGAAGGAAUCUCCGAGCUUCCGAAGAGACGCCCUCCCACUGCUCUGGUGGGACGGUAAUCCGCAUAGGGCUGCCCACGUACAAGCUGAUGUAUGAGUUCGGGACUGAGGACUGCCUAGUGCAUGUGUGGUGCGCGGAGGAGCUGGCGACACUGCGUGAAAGGGCACGAGCACGCCACGAAGAACGGAAAAGAUGCCGCUGGCUACAGCAAUGA